Molecule: messenger RNA, 987 nt
Organism: Scatophagus argus
Lineage: Eukaryota; Metazoa; Chordata; Actinopteri; Scatophagidae
Gene: cfap418
Product: cilia and flagella associated protein 418
Exons: 6
Coding region: 106-717 (203 amino acids)
Cellular component (GO): cytosol
Source: RefSeq, a predicted model, not a curated record
GCUCUGUUCUCCUGUUACCUGGCAACUACGAACGCUCUGAGCUGGCUGGCGGGUAGCUGGUGUGCUAACCUGUUAGCCCAAAGCUACCAGGGCCGACAUAACAACAUGGACGAUGACGACGACCUGGACGAACUGCUAGAUGAAGUGGAAAAACGGUUUUGUAGCAACGUUUCCGUCGCCUCGACGGCUGGAGAGCGCGGGAAAGACAACGUAGGACAGAGAAACAGAGCCACAAAACCUGAACAGCCAAUAAAAAGCAUUACUGAAGAUAUCGACGCUCUUCUGGAGGAAUUACAGGAGGAAGACCGCAGGGAUACUCCUCACUUAAAGGCUGAGCAGUUUCCUCACGGAUCAGCGGUGGAGAAGAAGCCGUCGUCUCAGUCUGGAGGCAGGAAGUGCUGCCCAGUUUUCGUUGGCGGGAGCACGGUCACCAACGGUGUGGGAACCACCACGUCCAAGAGGUCGUGUGACCAGUUGAGGUGCACAUCCUGUGACUUCCGGGUGCUGAUGUUUGAUGACUGUGAGUGGGACUUGUCCUGUGAUUACCUGUUCUUCAGGAACAACAUGCCGGACCGCCUGAAGCUCCGAGCCAAGCUGAGGAGGAGGAGGGACUCCCGGGCGUACGCCUGCCAGUGCAGCUGGUUCUCCGCGUCGGAGCCGACGGACCUCAGGGACCAGCAUCAGCUCACGUGGGUCUGUGGCAAACACCAGGACUGAUGCUGUGACACACAAGGCUCUGCUGCUCAUCUGCUCAGCUGGCGUCUGUCUUUUCACUGCGUCCGUCUGUCCGUCCGUCUGCUUGACUUCAGCAGCCUUUCACUGAUCACACAGGAAGAAGCUGAGCGGAGUUAAAGUGUCUGCAGUGUGUGUGUGUGUGUGUGUGUGUGUGUGUGUGUCAGUCCAUAGAGGCUGCUGGGAAAACGAGGCAGCAUGAGGCUGAUCAUCUUUCGGUGGCUGAAGACGCUAAUUAAAGUGUAUUUGUGUGUA